Anarrhichthys ocellatus (wolf-eel) is the source of this 15493-nucleotide messenger RNA. RefSeq names its product microtubule associated serine/threonine kinase family member 4 (gene mast4). Gene Ontology annotation, biological process: cytoskeleton organization; intracellular signal transduction; peptidyl-serine phosphorylation. Bases 6130 to 13158 code for a protein of 2342 amino acids. Lineage: Eukaryota; Metazoa; Chordata; Actinopteri; Perciformes; Anarhichadidae. The record is from RefSeq and is a predicted model, not a curated record. Gene Ontology annotation, molecular function: magnesium ion binding; protein serine/threonine kinase activity; ATP binding. The transcript is spliced from 28 exons.
CCCAGAUGUGUGUCACACACACAGACAUCUGCUUUCAGUCCAACCGCAACAUCCAGUUGUCACGAUAUGUUGUUGGUGCAGAUACUCAAAUUAGCUCAAGUAAUAUUUGCAUAAAGGUUUAUGUGUAAAAGUUCAAAGUUCUACCUUUUUAACCUAUUUAAGCCCAAAGACUACAUUUAGUGUGAUAAAGAAAAAUAACCAACAUUAUUCGUUCUGUUUGGGUUAAAGUCUUAAAUUUGGUACAAACAUAAAACUUUGACAUUUUUAGAUCACAUGUAAAAUCCCACCUUUAUCAAUAGUUAGUCUGGAUUUUUGAAAACGCUAAAAGAUUCAUAGUUACCAAAAACCUUGUUGUGCCAUUUUCUUAUCAUAUUCAUCUUUGGCCACGUGGGACUAUUGUCGCCCUAGACUGAGCAAAAUAAAAAAGAUUAUUUCGGUACACAUACCAGCUCUAUAUUCUACGUGGAAGUUGUACAGAACUAUUUUUUGCUUCUUUUAACUAUUAAUCCUCAAAUAUAUAAAGGAACUUGUUUUUAUCUCUCAGAGAACUCAGCUAUAUUCUAACGUGAAUGAAGAUUUGUCAAAGUAUUGUAUAAAUACAAUAUAUCAAAAAGGACAUAAAAUAGUCAAAUAUCUGCUCAUGGUUGUUUCUCUGUGAACAGCACUCAUGAUGAAAUAUGCAGCAUUAAUGCAGAUCGUAUUGUGACUCAUCCAGUUUGUUUGCUGAAUCAGAAGUGAUGACGUUUGCACGAUGUUUAGAUUCAGAGACUCUGACUCAUGAUCAUGCAUGAGGCUGUCAAUUAAUCACAUUUAAUUGGCUGUAAAAUGAUGUAAAUCAGCGUCCCAGUAAGCAAAAUAUUAUUUAUAUUCUCUAAUGGAAUUUGUUAAAUAUGCAUACUUGGUUUUAGAUUCAUAAUUUGUGUCGUAUUUUUUCCUUCUGUAGAUUGAUAAUUGAAAAUGUACAUAAAUAAAGAAUAAAUACAAUAAGUGAACAAGAAGAAACGCAUCUUGGAUGAAUCUGGAACAAAUGGAUUUAAUAUUUACAAAGUGUCCCGUCGUCUCCAGACAACUUCAACCUCACUGACCGUCUCUCUGUGAUCUGAUCUCUAAUCUCAACAUGAAAGUUCAUCCCACUGCUAGUCCCUCUUGGGUAUUUCCAAAGAAAAUAGGAGAUAAUAAAAGAGAUAUAUUUAUUAAACAUACUGCAGGCAGCUGCCAAAAAAUAACAACCCCCAACCCCUGAAAGGUGGUAAUCGGUAACUACAGGUCUCUGGGGAGCUCUAAACCCUCUACUUUGAGAUAUUUCUGUCCAGAGUGUAGCGAGGACGGGACAUGUGUUUGAUGUUUCUGCAGCAGUCACAUGUUUGUCUGGGAUCUGUUUGGAUACAACAGGAGGGAUCUGAUGGAAAAAGUCUAUCAGCUGUUUCCAAUGAAACACAUUCUGAGUUUCUGAGUCAUCUUAAGAUGUUUGCUUAUAAAAUGGCUCCGUGUUGGAGCACAGAAUAAUUUCCAUGUUUUUUUUAAAUAUUGCUUGAUAAAUAUGAUCUGCUUUACAUUUGAAUUAGUUGCUUUCUAAUCAAAAAGUAGAUGGAUUUGCAUUUAUUCCUCCACGAUAUGGAAAGCAGAGUGAAAUACAUAAUUCAUAAUGAUCUGUUCUUAUAAUGGUUUAUUUAGUCAUGAGAAAGAGAGGAUGUGUACAAUGAAUGAAACAGCCCAUAAAGCUACUACAGGGAACUUUCUCUUUGUGUUGAUGUUGGUGGUCCCUGUGGACGAAAGUGGUAGUGUUUCCAGGGGACACUAAAAAGUGAUGCACACGGCUGGGACAUGCAGCACUUGUUACCGUUUAUGGAUUUUUUUUUUUUAUUGAAGUCGGCUCUCCGUCAUUGCUGAAAAGAUUUGUACUUAUGUUAACAUUAUGAGCUUCUUGCAGAGUUUUUUCCAAAUAAUGUGAAUUCUUUUCUGCGUCGUUAAGUUGGUGAGGAUGUUUUUUCUAAAUGCUGAGCAUGUGAUUGGUCGUCUGCGGCUCAGAGGCCAGAGCAGGACGUCCUCGCCCUUUUCCAGCUCCGCCCGUCCGCAUGUGGAAGUGUCCUUGAGCGAGGCACUAAACCCUAAGUUGCUCCCCUGAGUGCUUUACAGCAGCCCACUGCUCCUCAGUGCUCAGGAUGGGUUCACUGCAGAGAUCAGGUUUUUAUGUGUGUGAUGAUAGAAAUUAAGUUUAUGUUUCAAGAAUGGUGAAGAUGUUUUUUUCAUUUGUCUCUUUGCAUGCGUUUUAAUUUGCCGUGCAUUUAGCUCUCAGGGCCGCCGCACAUUAAAGAUGAUGAACUACAUAGUUUAUAGCCAGGUUAAGCCAUAAUAUACUUCCUGGUUAUCGAUUUUGCUUUAGUUUGAAACAUUUAGUGGCGGAGGAGAAAGAUUUACCACCUUGCUGCUCUCGCUGGCACCUCACCAGAGGGGUUACCCGGUGUAAUAGAGGUGAGCAAUUACCAACGUGCUGCAGUGAGAUCACCAACUGCACCGCGUUUAUAUUUAGAGCGCCGGAGCCUCUGGUGACCUUGGUAACCAUAGAAAUGGUGUUUCGAUACGACAAAAGUUGAGAUAACGGCUUCGAAUUCAUCCCGACUGCUGUUCAUGUAAAUCUCUUGGAAUAAUUUGUCAAGUUGAUAAUGAAGUGAGCAUUCGUGUUUUGUCAGAUUUGGUGUUACCGCUUUGUUCUGUACCUGCUGUGCCGCUCGUGCACUUGAUGUCGACGUGUGAGACGGGGCGACGGAGUGACAUGAUAAUGUGACAGGUGCAGGAGGAGAGGAGGGAACAUGGAAAGAGAACUUAACUCCUCUUAACUCUGCGUCCAUGUCGGCUCUGCAUCAUUAGCAUGCCGGCUGAUGUCAACAUGACCACGGUCAGCCUUUUCCAUGAGCUCGUUACGUCUCAGGAUUUAUUGUUUAAUUAUCUUUCCCGCUGCCACGAGAAAGAGUUGGGUUGCAUCUUUUAGCAUGAUGUCAUCUGUGGAGUUGUUUUCAGCGUGAGUCACUCUGGUUGUGUGAUGACUGGAACCUGUUUAUAGGCUGACCUUAAUAACUGGGAGUCUUUCGCUGGGUCAAAUAUUAUAAGUUGGCAACUCGAGGCGCACUCGUAUGGAGUUGUUGACCAUUUUUGUUAGAUUCUUAUUUCUCAAGCAUAGCUCAGCCGGGUUGCAGUUUUGACUGUUGUGCCGUCCAACCACAUGAGCUGCUCUCCCUGCAACAGGAUAUCAAAGAGGAAUUGUUGACCGUAGAUUCUGUUACGCGGCCUUUUUACGGUGAUAUUCAAUUCAACAGAUGUUGUCGGCUACACGUCGUGAACUUCAUCGCUGCAGAUAAAGAGGCUGGACGUUCACCCUUUAGGUUUAUGAGUGUUAUUUUUUAUAUACACAAUACCUCCUUUUUUUGAGUAUGGAAUAUAUCUUGCUGUUGCUGAAUUGAUCGGCCAAUCAACCCAAACUCGGCCUGUCACAAUAGUUACUACAUCGACUUGGGCAUUGUGGGGACAUUGCAAAUGUUUAACAGAGCACUAGAGUUUUUAUUAUAUCUUUAUUUAUUAUAUAUUAUAUCAUUCCGUUUGUGUAGUUUUAUUUAUUUAGGAUAUUUUUUUAUAUAUUUUUGUCACGCUCCAAUUCCGAGUUCUGAAUAUUCCUAGAAAUUAAAAGUUAAUUCCUCUUUGAAAAGGUAUACUUGCAUCAUUAUGCUAAUAUAUUAUCAAUAUAUCAGUGGCAAAAUGGUUUUAAGAAAUGAUAUUAUUUAUUGCAUUUAUUUGUUGGACAAUAUCUCGUCCUUGUAGUAACUUCUGAUUUUGAGUUUAGCAGAAGACUAACAAGAUAUUUGGUAUUUCUCUCUUAAAAAACAAUGUUCAUAAUGUUUCAUGCAUUGAAAUCAAUCAUAAGCUCAGUUCACAGAUUUUGCAAAGGCAGAUUUGCCUCCACAGCAACUCUUUCACUUCAAUUCAAAUUUAAAGCUGCCCCAAAUCAAUAUUGGUGUAUUAGCAAUGGACCACAUGACGACGCUCAGUGGGGAAAGUGUCGCUUGUAAGAUAAUUAUCACCGACUCAGCAUUUCCUCACUUCAUUGUUUUGGUUUUGCAGCCCACACUUUGUUGUUGUGGUUCUUGUUGCACUGCCCCCACGUGGCCAGAAAAGGCUUCAUACAAGUUGAAGAUUGUGUUUCAAUCAUUAUUUUAUUUAUUUAAUUAUUAUUAUGGAGGCAGAAUAUAAUUUAUAGUGAAUACCAGGAGGAACAUUUGACAACGAGGUUUUUAUUAGUUGCAAUGUUUAAACAUCAACACGAGAGCAUCAUUAUCUUUGAACACAUUUUUAUUUAGAUGCCUUGUGGAUAAGUAAGAAUAUUUUUAGUUUCCCAAAAGAAAAGAAAACACUCGAUAGGCAUUAACAAAACAAAAGCUCAAGAUAAGAAGUGGCUGCUCCACAAUGAACAUAAAAUACAUUUCUCCAAGCCCCAAUUAUAACAAGUGUUCUUUAUCUUUGUUUUCACAAAGUUCUUUGCAAUAGUUGCCUCAUCGUCUCCUGCAGUAUGUGCUUUCAUAAUGAGAAUGUUCAAAAGCCUUCGUUUCAGGGCUCCGGAAACAUGAACGCUAGGCAUAAAUGUAGCAAAAGUUCUCAGUUUUAAAAUGAAAACGUAUUCAUGUGGAUGUAGCCUCAAGAUGCUACAUGCUAUGGCGCUGUGUACCUCUGAUCGUACAUCAGGGUACAUUCUCUGAACAAGUUGUCUCACUAGUCCUUAGUUUAUUAUACUAUACGUCUCUUUUUGAAUCCACUGCAUAUCCCAAGACACAUGUUGUGGCAGAAUGUAAUACCACAGUAUUGUGUACUUGAAGUUUGUAGUCGACUCUUGGCCUGCUUUGUACAUCUUGUUAUUCUCUAGCUCCUGCCUGCGCUACUAGUUCUACGGUUAAUGCAGUGUUUGGUGUCGUCUGCAGUGACUCUUUGCUCCUCAAACAUGCUCAGAGUAAUAAAGAAUUCAUUGGUGUACUGGAUGAGUGAGUGAGUGCAGUAGCUGAGUGUUUGUCCGUCCGUCCUGCUUUCUACACUUCUCCCAUCGUUCCAGUUUAAACAAAAAGCCUCGUCACACAGCAGCUACUGAAGUAGUGUGAAUUAUCCGAAUAAGCCCCCCCUCUUUUAGCAUGCAGUACUUCAUCUUUGGACAGUCAUGAUUCAUUGACAUGAGUCAUUGAUUCGUUUUUGACUUCUGGCGAUGUUGAACGAGCUUCUGCAACAAUAAAUGUGGAUGAAAUGCCUCAUGGGAGGUUUUACUAAUGAUAAGCAGCAGCCUCUGGGGUCUCUUGAAUCCCUGCAGGGGCGAGGACACUCUGCUGCGUCAUCAUGCUUCAUGACUCUGGGUUUCAGUCUUUGACUUCACAAUCACAGCAUACACGCUCAUGCCUCUCUGAGUGAAGCACACUCACUUCAUGCUGCCUGAAAGGUUAAAUGUUAUAAACAAAUUCCACUGCAGGGUGCAUGCUGUAGCUCUUCUUUAUUGUUGUAUCUGUAUGAUUCCCUGUAUGAGAAGGACCUGAGUGCAUUCUGUCUUGCUGUACGCUGACUGACGUGGAGUGACAGGUAGUGGUGCAUUAUGUUUUUUUCUAUCCAAGAUGACAUCAUCCCCGUGCUAGUGGCGGCAUUGCAUCGUGCGGCACGUGCCCCGUGUUGGCAUCCUGUCAAGGUGACUGCGUGUUAAGAGGGGGAAGGCAAAAUGUAGAUUUUAUUUAUUGCAUUCAUUUCUGCUACGUAGCAAGUUACCAGCUGGUGGAGGAGGGGGUCAGAUAUGUGCAUGCGUUUGUGAGGGAGCAGGGGGCGUGGCUUAGGAGAGGGAAUUGUCCUGCCUCCAUGCCCUCCGCAGGCUACUGAGGAUCUUAUUUGACAACUUCAAGGUGGGAAGUAGAAAGACCAAAACAAGAACCGUAUACCCCUUUUUUCUGAUUUUACCCCCUCCCUUUUUUAGUGGGGGGAGAGAAAACCAAUCCGUCUCAUCGCACUGUGGUGGCUGGGUUUGGCUCUUUGUCAGUGCAGGGGGUGGGAGGGUGGCAGGCAGGCAGCGUGAAUGCAUAUCAUGACCACAAUAGAGCAAACGAGCACAGUUCAGCCAUGAAAGCCCAGCGGGAGAGGCUGAGAAUUCCAGGGCUGACGCUAGACCUGACUCCCCGAAGCUUGAGCCCUACUCCCACUAGCCCCUGCAGUCCGUGCAGCCCGCUGCACGCAUUUCAUUUCUGGAGCUGCAGAACGAGCAACAGAAAAAGCCUGAUAGGAAGCGGUCAGUCUUCAGGCUUACCGCGACCUCACUCCCCUCUCUCAUCUCUAACAGGAACGAGCCCUCAAGACAGUCCUAGAAAUUUCUCUCCGAGUGCCUCUGCUCAUUUCUCCUUUGCACGAAGUCAUUGCCACAGAGCAGACAGGACUGAUGGUCGCCGCUGGUCGUUGGCCUCCCUUCCCUCCUCUGGAUAUGGAACCAACACGCCCAGCUCCACCGUCUCUUCAUCCUGUUCAUCACAGGAGAAGCUGCACCAGCUGCCCUUCCAGCCUACGCCGGAUGAACUGCACUUCCUCUCCAGGCACUUCUGCACUGAGAGCAUCUCCGGGGACGAAUGCCGCAGAGCGACGGCCAUGCGACCCCGCUCACGCAGCCUCAGCCCUGGAAGAUCUCCAUCGUGUUACGACCAUGAGAUUAUCAUGAUGAAUCACGUCUACAAGGAGCGGUUUCCCAGGGCCACGGCUCAGAUGGAGGAGAGGAUUCAGGACAUCAUCCGCAGCAACUCUCCAGAGAGCGUCCUCCCGUUGGCAGAUGGCGUGCUCGGCUUUGCCCACCACCAGAUAAUUGAACUGGCCCGCGACUGUCUGGAGAAGAGCCGGCUAGGACUCAUCACCUCCAGCUACUUCUGCGAGCUCACCGACAAGCUGGAGAGGCUUGUUCAAGAGUCCACAGAGAGAUCAGAAAGCGAGGAUGUAAACGUCAUCAGAGAGCUGGUGAAGAAGAUCCUCAUCAUCAUAGCCCGACCCGCUCGACUGCUGGAAUGUCUGGAGUUUGACCCAGAAGAAUUUUACCACCUAUUGGAGGCCGCUGAAGGACACGCUAAAGAGGGCCAGGGCAUCAAAACGGACAUCCCUCGUUACAUCAUCAGCCAGCUGGGACUCACCAGGGAUCCUCUUGAAGAAAUCGCUCAGCUGACCAGCUGUGACAGCGGGAUUGCAGAAACACCAGAAACGGACGACUCUUCUCAGAGCCUCAGCACAGCCCUGCGGUGCCGGCAUAAACCCUGUGAAUUGGACUUUGAGAUGACAAAACUCAUCAGCAAUGGUGCCUAUGGAGCUGUUUAUCUGGUCCGUCACAAGGAAACGAAGCAGCGGUUCGCCAUGAAAAAGAUCAACAAGCAGAACCUGAUUUUGAGGAAUCAGAUACAGCAGGCCUUUGUGGAGAGAGACAUCCUUACCUUUGCCGAGAACCCUUUUGUGGUGUCCAUGUACUGCUCGUUUGAGACACGGCGGCACCUGUGCAUGGUCAUGGAGUAUGUUGAAGGUGGAGACUGUGCCACCCUUUUGAAGAACAUGGGUCCCCUGCCCGUGGACAUGGCCAGGAUGUACUUCGCAGAGACGGUGCUGGCUCUGGAGUAUCUCCACAACUAUGGCAUCGUCCACCGGGACCUCAAACCAGACAAUUUGCUGGUAACGUUAAUGGGGCACAUCAAGCUGACAGAUUUCGGGUUGUCCAAAGUUGGGCUGAUGAACAUGACCACCAACCUGUACGAGGGACACAUAGAGAAAGAUGCCAGGGAGUUCUCUGAUAAGCAGGUGUGUGGAACCCCAGAGUACAUUGCACCAGAGGUGAUCCUGAGACAAGGCUACGGGAAGCCGGUGGACUGGUGGGCGAUGGGCAUCAUCCUCUACGAGUUCCUCGUGGGCUGUGUGCCUUUCUUUGGAGACACACCAGAGGAGCUGUUCGGACAGGUCAUCAGUGACGAGAUCAACUGGCCUGAGGGAGAAGAUGCCCCGCCUCCUGAUUCUCAGGAGCUCAUCGCCUUGCUCCUCCGACAGAACCCUCUGGAAAGGAUGGGCACAGGAGGAGCUGCCGAAGUGAAGCAGCAUCAGUUCUUCCACAACCUGGACUGGAACAGCCUGCUGAGGCAGAAGGCCGAGUUCAUUCCUCAGCUGGAGUCUGAAGACGACACCAGCUACUUCGACACUCGCUCUGAGAGGUACCAUCACCUGGAGACAGAGGAAGAGGACACAAACGAUGAAGACUUCAAUGUGGAGCUGCGGCAGUUCUCCUCUUGUUCUCACAGAUUCUCCAAGGUUUACAGCAGCCUGGAUUUGUCCCGUGGGCACCUGGAGGAGAAGGGAGAGAGUGAGGGGAAGAAGAGCGAGAGCCCACUGACUGUUGACUCCCUCAGCUGGACGCCAGACUUUGCUGAAAUGCCCUCGCUGUCCCACUCGACGGACACGGACGGAAUGAAUCCGGGCCAGCGCCCCAACUUGUUGCCAAAGUUUGCCAUCUCGGCAGACAGUGAAGGAGACGAGACCUCCGGCCUCGGUGACCCCAGCAAGACCUCCUUCUCCACUGGGGAGCUCCUGCAGGACGAGCCUGACGCUACAACUCCAGGCAGCACGCACAGUGGAGCCACGCUAUCUGGAAGUUUCUCAGAACAUCUGGACCAGUUGACACCCAGAGGUGAAGAGGUGGAGAGCCCCGACAGCACCAGUCAUACCUCCGCAGACCAGGGCGCUCACACCAACUCUCUGCGGCCCGAGAGCGCUGCAGAGAAGACCGGAGCUGUGGCUAAAGUCCCAAAGUCCGUCUCAACCGGUGCCCUCUCCCUCAUGAUCCCUGGCGAUAUGUUCGGGGUGUCUCCGCUGGCCAGCCCCCUGUCUCCGUACUCCCUCUCCUCAGACCCGUCCUCGAGAGACUCCUCUCCCAGCCGAGACUCCUCCCUCUGUAACGCCAACCCGCGGCAGCCCAUCGUCAUCCACAGCUCGGGGAAGAAGUUCGGCUUCACGCUGAGGGCGAUCCGGGUGUACGCUUGCGACGGUGACGUCUACACUGUCUACCAUAUGGUCUGGAAUGUAGAAGACGGUGGACCUGCACAUAAAGCAGGACUCAAAGCUGGAGACCUCAUUACUCAUGUGAACGGAGAACCAGUCCACGGUCUUGUCCACACUGAAGUGGUGGAGCUCCUGCUCAAGAGUGGCAGCAAAGUGGUCAUCUCCACAACCCCGUUCGAAAACACUUCGAUAAAAACUGGCCCGGCCAGAAGGAACAGCUACCGGAGCAAGAUGGUGAGGUGUGCCAAAAAGCCCAAGAAGGAGAAGACACCAGAAAGGCGCCGCUCGCUGUUCAGACGUUUCGCCAUGCAGCCGUCUCCUCUCCUGCACACGAGCCGCAGUUUUUCCUCCCUCAACCACUCUCUGUCAUCUGGUGAGAGUCUCCCCGGCUCCCCCACCCACAGUCUCUCCCCUCGUUCCCCUACUGCCACGUUCCGCCCCACACCAGAGUUCACCCAGUCAGGUGGCAACUCGUCCCAGAGUAGCUCCCCCAGCUCCAGCGCUCCAAACUCCCCCGCAGGCUCGGGUCACAUUCGUCCCAGCACCCUCCAUGGCCUCGGCCCCAAACUGCCGUGUCAAAGGCUCAGACAGGGGCGCCGCAAGUCUGCCGGCAGCAUUCCCCUUUCUCCUUUGGCUCGCACACCCUCGCCCACCCCCCAGCCAACGUCUCCUCAGCGCUCUCCCUCUCCCCUUCUCAGUGGGCAUCCCGUUUCCAAGACAAGCCAAGCCUUCCCAGCCAAGAUACAUUCCCCACCCACGAUUGUACGUCAUAUCGUGCGCCCCAAAAGUGCUGAGCCUCCCCGCUCGCCCCUCCUAAAACGUGUCCAGUCUGAGGAGAAGCUGUCCCCCUCUUACACAGGAGAUAAGAAGCACCUGUGUCCCAGGAAGCACAGCCUGGAGGUGACCCAAGAGGAGGUGCAGGAUGAGGAUCUGAGGCCUGGGGAGCGGGAUUACACCGUCUUGCACAGUGUGGAAGAAACAGCCUGCGAGCCGCUGGCAGUCAACCGUGUUCGACCUGUUGAGCAGGGCUGCUUGAAGAGGCCCGUGAGUCGCAAGAUGGGCCGCCAGGAGUCUGUUGAGGAGCUCGACAGGGAGAAGCUGAAGUCCAAGAUGGUUGCAAAGAGGCAGGACUGGUCAGAGAGGAGGGAGUCGCUACAGAAGCAAGACGCCCUGCGUGAAGCUGACUCAUCGUCCCCGUUGUGUGGCGAUGACAGGGAUGAGAGUUUUCUGGUCCGGAGCCAAAUCAAAGCCCAUAGCAGCCCAGACUCUGGCCUCCUGGAGGCCAAAGCUGCAAGCACAACCCUGAAAGAUGUGCUGUAUAAGAAACUCACCACACGUGUCUCUGAGGGCAUCGGCGAAACAUCUGGCGGCUGCUGUGAAAGUGACGGAGGACUCAGAUCAACUCUCUGCUCCACUCACCCCGAGUGGCAGCACUCCAGACAGGGCAAAGAUAACAUGAAGCCGGACAGACUGGACUUCAAAGCUCCCACCAUCGAGUUCACCAGGAAGAGGCUGUCCUUUGAAGAACGAGAGGACUGCAUGUGUCGGUUGUCCCCCGGCAUCCACGAGAACCUGCACUUUGGCUCCACCAGGUCUAAGAGCCUCCAGCUGGACACGGCCAUGUCUCAUGAGCACAUGAAGGCAGGGCUGGGAAGUGUUCACUCCAGCCCUGAGGGUCUUUCCCCGAAGCUUUUCUCUGGCAGAGGAGAGAGCGCCGUGGAAAAACUCCAGCUCAUCUCCUCCGCAGAGUCUCCGCUUCGGAAGACGUCGUCUGAAUAUAAACUUGAAGGACGCCACAUCUCCUCUCUCAAACCCCUGGAGGGCACUCUGGAUAUUGGUCUGCUCUCAGGGCCCAGAGUUUCUAAAACAGAAACCUGUUUAUCCAAGAUGGCGGAGAACACAAGCGACAGUGUUUCUUUGAGUCCUCCAAUUUGGCUCCAGACCCCUACUGAGAGACAAAUAACCAUCCCCCAAGUGAAAAGUACAGACAAGCUGAAGAGCCCCCUCACUUGUUCCACAAUCCCCGAAGCGGUUUCUUCCCUAAAUAGCAUCGUUGCCUCCAAAGAUCAGUCAAAUAACGCAGCCACGGAGAUGAAAAUAAGCACAAGCGGUGAGAAAACACAGGACAGACACAGUGAAUCAUUAAAGGCUCAAACCAGCAAAGUGGAGGUGUCGAGCUUUAGUGUUAAACAAGAGAGCCGGACGGGUAUGAAGUCCAGUUCAUCACUGGCUCAUGAACACAGAGGCCCUCGACACAGCUCCCACUUCUCCUGUGGAAAAACACCCUCCAUACGGGAAGUCAGCAAUGAAGAUCAGGAGGAUGAAGCGGAGCAGGAGGAAGUCGCACCACGCGCCACAUCACAGAACACCGACAGCUCCAACACAGUGGGCUCUAUGACUUCAGCAAAGCCGGAGGUAAGCAUAAAAACUUUGACUCCGGCUGCAGCUGCCAGUGAACCGCUGGCCGUGUCGCUGAAGCGGAGUAUAAACUGUGGUUUGGAGCGAGGUUGGCGUCAGAGCUGUGAGAAAGAAACGACUCCUGCACAGACCUCAAACGUGAGCUCUGAGGCGACUGUACAGAACAACUCUUCAUCUGUGCGUGUUCCAGAGAGCUUGCUUUCAACGCAGCAGCAGUCGAACAUCUGCUCUUCAAACACGGAACCGCAGGUUUCUAUCACAACGUCUGGUUCUGUGAAAGAAGAUGAAACCUGCAGUUUGAAAUCGGACGGUCAGGACUGUUCGGUCGGGUCUGUUAGUGAGGAACAAUGUAACGGAUCUGCUGUGAAAGCGGUCGCUGAUACAGGCAGCUCAGGCUCGAAGAAGGAGGUCAACGCGUGUGCUGCAGUCACAAAAUUGGAGCAAAAGAGAGAAGUUUCUAGAGUAAACAUGGUCUCCUCAUUAAAUAAUGUCACACUGAACUUGAAUAGAAAAGAUAACACUGUUGGUGCAAUAGAGAGUAGCAGCAAACUGCUGCAGAAAACAGAGGAGCCCACAUCACCAAAGACAAAGAACAUAGUCAAUGUGAAAGAUUCAGAGCAGCUAUCAACGAUCUAUCCAGCUGAAGAAGCACAAAACAAAUCAUCUGAUUCAGAAUACUGCGCCUCUAAAAGAGAAGAAACCGCUGCUAAACUCAAAUGUUCAUCCUCAGCAACUGCAAAUGAAAGUGUUUUGGUUGCCAAAAAUAAGUGGAGGCCUGACCCGCAGCCUGUACCGCACGCCGCCGUGAAGACGGAGACAAAGUCUCACAGUGCAGCUCCUCCCGUCCCCGCAGCGAAGGGCAGUCCGAGUUCAAAACAGAGAGAUCUGCCUAAAGAAUCUGUGCUCUCGACGGCAAACGCUCAAAUAACCCACGACCCUAAACGGAGAGAAGCCUCGUCUCCAUCCAAGCGGGAGGAAUCGCUUCAGCCGACGCAUUCUCCAACUCUUGCUGAUGCGAAGCAAAGAGAAACCCAGAACCCCAAAAUCUCUGUAGCAACUUCAGUGAAAGAAAACGACUGGAAGCUAAAAUCUGUCCCUCCUAAAGCCGUCCCUUCAUCGUCAACUCUUAAGACUUCCGUAGCUCCAACACCAGUUAUUAAACAAGGUCUUGAUGCCAAACUUAAAGACCCCUCACCCAAAAAACAAGCCCCGGCCGUGAGAAACCAUCACGGCUCAAAACCAAAAGAAGUUGCUUCGCCUCAUCAGCUGCCCUCAGAUGUUCCUUCCCAGCCCGAUCCCCCGCCAGUGCUGCCGAAACCCGCGGUGAAAAGAGAAACGCAGGGCAGCGAAGCCGUCCCGGGCCGGGUCUCCGGCGGUGCGCCCCGGGAGAGUUUGGUCAAGGUGUCCAAGGAAGGCCCCAAGGCUGAAACGCUCAAACCGGACGGUCACAAGGGCCCGGAUACCCGGACAACCACCCCCGACAAGCAGGUGUCCUCCGGCAGGAGGGAGCAGGCUGAGAGGAAGAGAAAAGAGGCCGUUCAAGAGGUCGCGUCUGCACAGAAAAACACUAAAAGAGACGCUUGUAGAGCCACCGCCUACGACAGAGACACUGGCAGGAAGCAGCAGCAGAAGGAGUCGCCGCGAAGUUCUAAUAACAAAAAAUAAAUAGUGAAAAAUAGCAUCCGACGUCAGAGAAUCCAGAUGUAACGUUAGAAAAUAGUUUGUGCAAACAUCAUGCCGCCUUAUUGUUUUUGUUUUUGUUUGAGGACCGGCAAGCUGUUACAUGCUGGUAGAGAGGUGUGUGUGUGUGUGUGUGUGUGUGUGCUGAUCAUUUCUGGUGUUUUUACUUUUUUUUACAUCAAGUUGAUUGUUUGGAAGUUUUGUUUCUGCUCUGUGCAAUCGGUGUGUCGGGGGCAGCGGAGGGAGGAGGAGCCUCCCCGAGGUGUGUGACGUACUGUAGAGUCCGUGCCAUAUAAGUGAUGUUGAAUUGCACUCUUCUAGACUCGGAGGGCCUGAAGUCUUUUAAUGCAGUAGUAGAACACACACAGUUUUUACUCAGCAAUUCAGCAGUUUGUAUCACGAUUGUUUCUCUCUUGAGUGAGGUUCUGUGUGUGUUGGGUUUCCGUGCAGUGGUACACAGAGGGAACGCACUGUGCCCUGUGCUCUUCACUUAAAACUAAAAAUACAGAACCAUCUCACGGUUCUGCAAAUCCUAAAUUAGCGAAGGGGCCUUAGAAUUAUGGGAAGUAAAAAAACAACUUGCUGUUCUUAGCAAGGUGUGGUGUUUAUUCACAUUCCUCUGACAUCUGUACAUAUUUUUUUUUUUUUGAUUUUUAUGCAAUAUGGUGUAAAUAUGAAAACGCUGUAAAACUGGGAUUCAUGGGCUUACAUGAUCGUCGUUUGUACCAUAUGUAUAGAUUCUGCGGUAUCAUUUGUUUGUAUGCUCAGUAUUAAGAGCUCGGUAUCUCUGUGGUCUGAAGUAAGCUACCGUGGUGCGUCUGAUCACAGGCAUCCUCCUCUUUGUGACUUUCAACAUGUGUUCACAUGUUCCAGAAUGAACUUGACGAGAGAGAGGGACAGGCAGGAGGGGGUGGACGGCUAUUUCUGAAAAUGUAGCAUUAAAUAACAAAACUGUCAGGGCUGUCAGCAUUUCCCAGGAAUGUCUUUGCCGUUGAUGAUGAGUGUAAAUUAUGAAAUAUUGUUGUUUGACUAAUGAGAUGCAGUUGGUUUCUGAAGGCUUUGGUCGUCAUCUCCGGUUCCGUCCGCGCAGAAUGAAAUUAAGACCAAUCACGUUAUGAAGAUCAGAUUAGAUUAAAGUACAGAGAGAGAGCUUCACCGUCGGGGUUUCAACAGAUUUAAAUGUCGGGUUUCGGUCUUCGUGUUGUUCAAGUCGUGUGUGAGUGUUUCGAUGUUUCAAAGGACUCUUCGUAAUGAGCAGCAGCUGGAUUACAGCUUCACCUGGGUAAAGAUUCCAUACGCAUACUUCAUGUCCACAACAUGCAUUCGAUGUUAAAUACUUGGUACUACACGUAUAGGCGGUCAUAUAUCCGCAUUCACUAUCUGCAACUCACACACACACACACACACACACACACGUUUCUAUACUGUAGAUGAAUUGCAAACCCUAAAUGAGAACGAGAGAGUCGCCUCGGACACUAAGUAUGUCGUGCAGUAUUUGCUCUGUUGUGCUGGCUGUAAAGACAACCUUGUCCACUACAUGUCCUCUCAUUUUGACGAGUCAGACAUGACGCGGUGUACAGUUCAUCCUAACGGCAGGCACACUGUAUCCCAGAAGGGAACUGAAACACGUGAGAUUGAUUGCAGAGAUUUUAGUGUUAAAUGAAUCCGAUGUUUACUUUGCAUUAGAUAUUGUUAAUGUAUUGCUAAUGUAGUGUGAGAGAACAAAUGCACCUUAAUGUUUGACAAUAUUUAGUUCAGAGGGUGAGAAGAAGAAAAUGGAACUGAAACUGGUUUAUGAAUUCCCCUCUCGUGACUCACUGGCGUGUUUAUUUGAACACAUUGAACACACGUGUGUUUUCUUUCCUCCUGUGACGACUGACAUUUCAAUCCUCAAAGCACAUUCAAUGUUUGUUUACAAAGCAUCAUGGAUGUAUAUUUUGUAUAUUGUUGAUUUGCCAAAUCUGUGUUGUGUGUCCGAGAUGUUGUUUCUAGUAGUGUGAGACUUUGCUCCCCGGCCUCCAGGAUGUUUAAUAAGAACAUUUGUUUGCGCUGUAAUCAAUGUCUGUUCAUACGUCAGCUUCUUCUUUCUCUGCUUGUCGUUUCAGUUUCCUUUUCUUCUUUUCUUCCUCUGUGCAGAACUAGUAUUAGAUGAACUUGCUUACGAUGGUUUGUCUUUUAGAAUAUGUGCAAUAAAAGUGUUUUGAGUUUUGUAUUUUGCCCAAGGAAAGCUCUAUGGAUGUCAUAGAUGUUGUAUAUUAAAACAGAUAUUUAUACCUCUAAUGUUGCAUAAUACUGAAAAUAAAAUGGAAUUAUGAAUUAA